AUGGAAAAAGGUUUGUUUGGUAUGAUUGUACGGGUGGAUAAAAGCACAGCUCUUGAGCAGGGGUCGAUAACUCCCUUGUUUCUCCAAGAUCGCAUCGCUUUGGUGAGCAUAUCAUGUGAUCCAGUCGUCAAACCACUGGGAACUUUCGAAAGGCCUGGGGUACACUCUACAGGAGGCAACACUGUCAAAUUGCACGAAACUCUCUUGAGAAAUAGUACCGCGACAAGGGGGGAGCCUGUUGUGCAGCAGCAGCUAUACCCUUGUAAAGUGAUGCGUGAAAACGUGAGAAGACAACGCGCAGCCAAGCCCGUAGUGGGAGACUCUUUGAGUUCACCGGGUGUAGUUCAUCGACUAGACGUCAAUAGCAGUAAUGCUGGUUCCCUUAGUACAUGUUUAGUGGCCGGCAUCGAAGCUUCCCCGAUAGAACCUAACUCGAGAGAUCAAUACGACCGACUGUUCAUCGAACUCGUCUCACCUGGCUUAGGCCAAUUUCGGGAAGUGGAGUUGGCUGGGAUUCUAAAGCAGAUGUCGGAAGGGCGAAACCCUGCUUGUAGUCGUGGAAUGAAAUGGUGGAGGAAAACUGUCACUGAAAUGUCCUUCGAUGGUCAAAAGAAUUCCGAGGUUUGGUUCGAAAUCGAACCGCUGCCGACCCCUGACGAGACCAAUCAAAUCAACAAACGAUUGCUUGUAUCGCCUGCUUAG
Molecule: messenger RNA, 702 nt
Organism: Ambispora gerdemannii
Lineage: Eukaryota; Fungi; Glomeromycota; Glomeromycetes; Archaeosporales; Ambisporaceae
Source: the annotation of a GenBank genome assembly